UCCAAAUCUUGUCUUUUACUGUUGAUGAGUAGUAGUAGUAGUCAGUAGUUUUCUUCUCUUCUCUCCCGCUUUUGCUUUACUUUCUGGUUACCCUUUUUUUACUCACUCUCUCUGUUUACUUCAAAGAUACAAUUUUGUGAUGACCCUUUUAAGGAAUUGACUAAAACAAAGAGGAAAAUUAUGGAUUGGGAAAAACAGCAGCAGCAGCCACCGGUGUCGGCGCCGCAGCAGACGGCGGAGGAAUUGAACGGGACAGUUAGUGGUGGGAUGUUUGUGAAAGUGAUGACGGAUGAGCAAAUGGAAGUUUUAAGGAAGCAAAUCGCUGUUUAUGCAACUAUUUGUGAACAACUUGUUGAUUUGCAUAAAUCCAUGGCUUCACAACACGAUCUUGCUGGAGCCAGGCUGGGGAAUCUGUACUGCGAUCCACUGGUGACAUCUGCUGGUCAUAAAAUCACUGGUAGACAACGCUGGACUCCAACGCCUAUGCAACUUCAGAUUCUUGAGCGCAUAUUUGAACAAGGCAAUGGAACUCCAACCAAACAGAAGAUCAAAGAGAUAACUUCUGAAUUAUCUCAACAUGGCCAAAUUUCUGAAACAAAUGUGUAUAAUUGGUUUCAAAAUAGGCGUGCUCGAUCAAAAAGGAAGCAACAGGUUGCAGCAACAAACAACACUGAAUCAGAGGUGGAGACAGAGGUUGAGUCGCCCAAUGAAAAGAAAACAAAGCCAGAGGAUCUGCAGUCUUCUCACAUGCCUACUUCAAUGGCUGAAGAUCUUGGCUAUGAGAACCCUGACGUGAGCUCUGGAAUGCAUUCACUAGAUCCACGAACCAGUAAACCCGAGCCUAUGUUUCCAUCAGACGGUAGUUCAAAACCCGCUGCAAGUUAUGGCCAAAUGUCCUUCUAUGGAAUGUCUAAUCCAAGAAUGGACCAGCUAAUGGGAAAGAUGGAAGUGCCUGGGAGCUAUCAUCCAUAUAUACAUGCAGACGACUACAACAUGACCGGCUAACUACCAAUUUGGAAACUAAGUUUCAUGUGCAUUUCAGCAAAUUAGAAUGAGACUAGAAGCCCCAAAACUCUAGCCAGAGUUUUUGAUCCUACCGUGCGUUAGCCAAUUGAUGAUUAUAUUACAGAACUGUGUGUGAAAAAUUGUACUUAUGGACCAUGCUUAUAGGAACUAUGUAGUAAAUAGUAUUUUCAUUUUGAUUUCUCCAUUUGCUUUGUAAUUUUUACUUUUGGAAUGAAGAUUUUGUUAAAUCAUGAUGCAGGGUUGUGCUCUGAA
Molecule: messenger RNA, 1278 nt
Organism: Solanum pennellii
Lineage: Eukaryota; Viridiplantae; Streptophyta; Magnoliopsida; Solanales; Solanaceae
Product: WUSCHEL-related homeobox 8
Exons: 3
Coding region: 181-1005 (274 amino acids)
Molecular function (GO): DNA-binding transcription factor activity; DNA binding
Source: RefSeq, a predicted model, not a curated record